GAUGCACGCCGCCCUGGCGGGGCCGCUGCUUGCCGCCCUCUUCGCCACCGCCCGCGCCCGCCCGCAACCCCCGGACGGAGGACAGUGCCGGCCGCCCGGAUCGCAGAGGGACAUGAACUCCUUCCUAUGGACUAUCCGGCGCCAUCCCCCAGCCUAUUUGUUUGGCACCAUUCAUGUUCCGUAUACCCGAGUCUGGGACUUCAUCCCUGAUAAUUCCAAAGCAGCCUUCCAGGCCAGCACCCGUGUCUACUUUGAGCUGGAUCUGACGGAUCCCUAUACCAUCUCGGCCCUGGCCAGCUGCCAGCUGCUGCCCCAUGGGGAGAACCUGCAGGAUGUGCUGCCAAGAGAGCUCUACUGGCGCCUGAAGCGCCACCUGGACUACGUGAAGCUGAUGAUGCCCUCAUGGAUGACACCAGCCCAGCGUGGCAAAGGGCUGUAUGCUGACUACCUGUUCAAUGCCAUUGCUGGCAACUGGGAGCGCAAGAGGCCAGUGUGGGUGAUGCUCAUGGUGAACUCACUCACGGAGACGGACGUGCGCUCCCGAGGCGUGCCUGUGCUGGACCUCUACCUGGCCCAGCAGGCUGAGAAGAUGAAGAAGAGCACUGGGGCUGUGGAGCGGGUUGAGGAGCAGUGCCAUCCUCUCAAUGGGCUCAACUUCUCCCAGGUGCUGUUCGCCCUGAACCAGACUCUGCUGCAGCAUGAGAGUGUGCGGGCUGGGAGCCUGCAGGCACCCUACACCACGGAGGACCUCAUCAAACACUACAACUGCGGGGACCUCAAUGCAGUCAUUUUCAACCAUGACACAUCCCAGCUUCCCAAUUUCAUCAACACCACCCUUCCACCUCAUGAGCAGGUGACAGCCCAGGAGAUUGACAGCUACUUCCGCCAGGAGCUCAUCUACAAGAGGAAUGAGCGCAUGGGGAGGAGAGUCAUGGCGCUGCUGCAGGAGAACCAGGACAAGAUCUGCUUCUUCGCCUUCGGAGCAGGUCACUUUCUGGGGAACAACACUGUCAUCGACGUCCUAAGACAAGCAGGAUUGGAGGUGGACCACACACCUGCUGGGCAAGCCAUCCGCAGUCCUGCUACUGGGAGCCCGGCUCCCUCUCCCGAGGGCACCUCUUCUGCCAGUCCAGCCCCAGCAACCCCAGCUGCUGCAGUCCUGGAAGCAACCUCAGCAACCCCCACCACCCCUCCAGAGGAGGAGGAUCCAGUCCUGUCCCCGCACCUCCUGCUCCCGGACAGCCUUAGCCAGCUGGAGGAGUUCGGACGGCAAAAGUGGCGCAAGAGACUAAACAAACAGCAGCGGCCGAGGCAGUUCAACGACCUCUGGGUCCGCAUCGAGGACAGCACCACUGUCUCGCCACCCCCGCUGCCUCUCCAGCCUACCCCCAGCUCCGGGACUACCAAGCCUUUUGUCAAGCUCUCACACCAACUCCAGCAGCAGGAUGUUGCGGGGCCUACCAGCAACUCAGCACCUACACUGGGCCUCCCCGCUGCUGUCGCUGCCACCAUCGUCGCCCCCUUCCUACUACACACCCUUGGGCCUUCCUGACCUUGACCACCCUUGCAGAGCAGUCAGAGAAAGCACAGAAUCUGUGACCACGCCCACCGUCUGACGCCACCUCUGACGGCGCUGACACCUCAAGGCAGGUCACACAGGACAGGGACCUUAAAACACCAGAGCUUUAUUGUACCCAAAUUACAUCUUCUUUUUUGUAGAAGGUCUUAAUUUCCCAUAGUGCUAUGGGGCCUUUUGUAAAAUAUGUGUCCAUAUUAAAAGAGAAAAUGUA
Molecule: messenger RNA, 1790 nt
Organism: Arvicola amphibius (Eurasian water vole)
Lineage: Eukaryota; Metazoa; Chordata; Mammalia; Rodentia; Cricetidae
Gene: Trabd2b
Product: TraB domain containing 2B
Exons: 7
Coding region: 2-1552 (516 amino acids)
Biological process (GO): negative regulation of Wnt signaling pathway
Cellular component (GO): organelle membrane
Molecular function (GO): metalloendopeptidase activity; Wnt-protein binding
Source: RefSeq, a predicted model, not a curated record